ACUUGCCGCUCAGCAUCGAGUCCGCUCGAUCCACAUGGUGCAAGCACCUCUGCACUGCUUAGAUGCAGGCAGUCUACGAAGUACGAGCUACAAAACGCGGAAAGCUACGGUACUGCUGCACACGUGGCUCACGACCCUUUCAAAAUGACAGUGAUGGCCGGCCUGAGUGGCAAUAAAGCUCAUCAGACCAGCUGCUGUCUUUGCUUUGAUCAGCGUACACAUUAUUACACUUGCUCACCAACUCCUCUGAAUCCCACCUAGCGAUCGCCACUGCAAGGAAUACCUUUAGAAACGCGGGGCGAGCCAGCAUACAACCCACUACUGCACUGCAGCGUCAAGGGACCGAGAUUCGACAGUCUUCGUGUCUUCUGCACCGUUCAAUGCCAUGCCAACCGACGUCAACCUAUGGCAAGGAUCAUCCACACCGCUCAGUUUGGAGCAAAUCCAGGCGUAACGCCGGCUGUCUUUCUUCGGUCUUCAGAGCUUCCGUCGUCUCCUGUCUGCACACGUGGAUAAUGAGACACGGCCCUCCUUCCCCCUUCAAUAAUAUCGUUGACGUUGGUGGCUGAGCCCUAAUGCUGUACCACCAAUUCGGUCGAAAUGUCUCCUGAUUAUGCCGAGUUGGCCAACAGAAUCCGGAUUUUGCGGAUUGCUGAAUUCUCCAAAGCCAGUCAAUUAUUGCAGCGGGCUGCAUUUCGCCGUCUUCUGUCAACCAGCGACCUGUACGCGAGUAAUCAAUGCAAAGAACGGCUGCCCUCGGUCGAAGCACCUCCUCUGCGCCAAGAGUGCGAUGAUGGUAUUCUCCUGUCUCAGACUGGUGUCAGACUCGUACCCAUUUCCCAUCUUCUUGCACACCAUCUCUUCAGGUGUGAGGACUGUCAGGGCCCAUUGCCAUCAUGGUCAAGAAGAAAUGGUCCUUGAGCUGGACCUACUAACACUAGGGCCCGAGUCGGCUAACGACGGUUCAUUCUGAAUACUGCUCGAGGUCUGAGUGCCCAAGGUAUCGACACGAUCAUCUCCCUGUCCGUCACUCCGUACAGCUAGAGGAUCUGUGGCUUUCGCUGGGUGACGAUCAUCACUAGGGCAGCCCUGUCAUUUUUGAUCUGCGGACCAAUCACACCUCGCAAGGCUGUGCGAUAAUCCCUUAGGCUCCUGGCUGAUAUUCCAAGUUAGCUCGGCUUAAAGUGGACAAACACCACGGUAUGUGUCGACCUCCAUAGCUGCCGAA
Exophiala xenobiotica is the source of this 1228-nucleotide messenger RNA. RefSeq lists its product as uncharacterized. The transcript is spliced from 2 exons. The coding region runs from base 614 to 973 and encodes 119 amino acids. NCBI's taxonomy places the organism in Eukaryota, Fungi, Ascomycota, Eurotiomycetes, Chaetothyriales, Herpotrichiellaceae. The record is from RefSeq and is a predicted model, not a curated record.